Rhododendron vialii is the source of this 1866-nucleotide messenger RNA. Its product is annotated as protein GRAVITROPIC IN THE LIGHT 1. Gene Ontology annotation, biological process: response to red or far red light; negative gravitropism. The coding region runs from base 245 to 1648 and encodes 467 amino acids. Lineage: Eukaryota; Viridiplantae; Streptophyta; Magnoliopsida; Ericales; Ericaceae. The record is from RefSeq and is a predicted model, not a curated record. The transcript has a single exon.
CUCUCUUUAUCUUGCUGGAGAGUACUACUAGUAUAGUUUUUCCCGCGCUUUACAUCUUGCUUUAGCCCCCCCUCCACUCCACCAUCUCCGGCUCCAGAACCUCAGAGUCAAAGAAGUGAGUCACUGAAUCCCCCCCUUUUCUCUCUCUCAAGCCUUUUACAGUAAUUUUCUCAAAACCCAUGAGUCUCUUCUCUCCCCAUUUCAUGACCAAAAAGCGCACCACUCUCAUCACCUGAUUCCAAAAAUGGACUCCCCACUAAAACCUAGUCCAACCCCAUUCACCAAGAAGAGCAAACUGGCCAAAACCUUCCAAAGAGUCAUCCACCUCAACAAAUCCACGAAACCCCUCUCCAAAAACACCGCCUUCUGCCUGCAACUAGCGCCCCACGAAACCAAACCCAGACCCAACUGCUUCAACAACACCAGCAACAGCAACCACGACGACGACGGAGAUGGCGAGCCGAAUUCGGCCCGGAACCGGGCCGCGGCCGCCGCCUUCGUCGCGAAGCUCUUCGCCGCCGUCUCGGCCGUCAAGGCCGCCUACGCCGACCUCCAGACGGCGCAGUUCCCCUACGACGGGGGAGCGAUCCAGUCGGCCGACGAGGCCGUGGUGACAGAGCUGAGAUCGCUGUCGGAGCUGAAACAGGCCUUCUUCAAGAAACGGAUUUACUCGUCUCCCCCUCACGUGACUUUCCUGCUCGCCGAGAUUCAGGAGCAACAGAGCCUGAUCAAGAUGUACGAGGUCACCAUGAGGAAAAUGAGGUCGGAAUUGGACUCCAAAGAGAGCAAAUGUUCCAUCCUUCGGAAACAGCUCGACGACGUCGUUUCGCACAACAAGUCGGUCGAGAAGAAGCUGGACUAUAGCGGACAGUUUUCGAUUCUUGACGACAUAGUCAAGCUGUUCGACGCCGGUCCGGGCGGCUUUACGGCGGCUUUGCGCUACGCGGUUCGGUCGGUGCGGUGUUUCGUCAAGGUUAUGAUUCGGGAGAUGGAGUCUUCGAACUGGGACAUCUCGGCCGCCGCGAACGCAGUUGUGUCGAAAGUUGUGUUCUCGAAAGGGAGUCACAGGUGCUUCGCCUUCGAGUCGUUUGUGUGCCGGGAAAUGUUCGACGGGUUCGAUUCUCACGACUUUUCGCUGCCGAAUGAGCCGAAAGACGAGAAACGUCGCGGGUUUGAUUUCGGUGACCGGUUUAAGGAGUUGAAAGCCGUGAACCCAGUUCGGUUCCUGAAAACCAACCCGGAUUCCGGGUUUGGGAAUUUCGUGAGGAGUAAGUACAUGCGUUUGGUUCACCCGAAAAUGGAGACGUCAUUUUCGGGGAAUUUGAGCCAGCGGAAGAUGAUUAAUGCCGGGGAGUGGCCGGAAACCCAUUUUUUCGCGGCGUUUGCGGAGAUGGCGAAGCGUGUGUGGCUUCUGCAUUGCUUGGCUUUUUCGGGCGAUCAAGAGGUGGAUAUGUUUCAGGUGAGAAGGAAUUGUCGAUUCUCGGAGGUUUAUAUGGAGAGCGUGAACGAUGAUGCGUUUGCCGCGGGCGAGGGGGGAGACGGUGAUGUUCGGGUUGCGUUUACGGUUGUUCCGGGGUUUAAGAUAGGUAAAGCGGUGAUACAGGCCCAGGUAUAUCUUUUGCCAGCGGUUCGGCCAGACCGGUGUUGAGCGUGGUUUGGUGGUGCACAAUGUGAAAAGGUCUUGUUCCCCCAGGCAGCAGAGGAAAAUUUGGAUACAACAUUUUUUUGUGACGCUUUUCCCGGAUGAGUUCCCACGUGAGGCAUUACAAAUAAUUGUUGUAUUUAAUUUUUUUUUUGGCAACCCAUGGACUAUUCAAAUAGUUGUAAGUGUAUUGGUAAUUGGCAUGAUAGUCUCAUAUUCUACUA